CGAAGCGCGGAGGAGCGGUGAGCGUGUAGCCCGCGGCGGUGUAUCGCGUGUGGUGUGUAACGUGCGCACGGCCGGGCUCGGAGGCGCUCGGACGUGCUGCAAGGAAGCUGCCGCUUGUUCGUUUCCCGGAGACGGACGCGUUAAGCGCUGAUUAUGAGAAAGCGCUUCUGUCCUCCAUCAUGAUCGACAUCUGGAUGAACGCGUCCUACAUUGUGAUCGAGCUGCUGAUCGCCGUACUGUCGGUGGCUGGCAACGUGCUGGUGUGCUGGGCCGUGGCCAUCAACACCACUCUGAAAAACGCUACCAACUACUUUCUUGUGUCGCUGGCAGUGGCGGACAUCCUGGUGGGCUGCCUCGCCAUCCCCUUCGCCAUCACCAUCAGCAUCGGGCUACAUUCCAGCUUUUACGGGUGCCUCUUUCUGGCCUGCUUCGUCUUGGUGCUCACCCAGAGCUCAAUCUUUAGUCUCCUGGCUGUCGCGAUUGACAGGUACUUUGCGGUCAAAAUUCCACUCAGAUACAAAGAACUUGUAACAGGGAAGAGAGUCCGAACAGUCAUUGCUAUCCUAUGGAUCCUCUCCUUUGUCAUUGGCCUCAUUCCAUUCCUGGGUUGGAACAAGAAGCAGGCUGUGUGCAGCAAUGAGAACAUGUCUGGGAAUGCCAGCGACAGUGCCAUCCUGCAGAGCUGCCCGCUCACGUGCUACUUUGAGAGUGUGGUGGACAUGAGCUACAUGGUCUACUUCAACUUCUUUGGCUGCGUCCUGCUGCCACUGCUCAUCAUGCUGGGGAUUUAUAUCAAGAUUUUCAAUGUGGCACGCAAGCAGCUGCGCCAGAUUGAGCUCAAGUGUAUCAAUGGUGAGAACUCCCACAACCUGCUGCAGAGGGAGAUCCGGGCCGCCAAGUCCCUGUCCAUCAUUGUAGGCCUCUUUGCCCUCUGCUGGCUGCCUGUGCAUAUCCUCAAUUGUCUCACACUCUUCUAUGAGAACCUGCACAAGCCGCCCACCUUAAUGUACAUGGCCAUUCUUCUGUCCCAUGCCAACUCGGUGGUCAACCCCAUCAUCUACGCCUACCGCAUCCGGGACUUCCGGAACACCUUCCGGAAGAUCCUGUCCCGGCACAUCUUGUGCAGGAAGGAGGAUCUUUACCUCAGUGCAAAAAGCAGUACAUGUCACAUGGAUCAAAUAAAUGCGACUGUUGAUCCUUUACUAUAGAAGCACAAAGACUUCCUCUUCUUUUGUCGUUCACAGUUUGGAGCGACAUUUACAGACUAAAAGGAUAUCAUGAAGGAAAAACAUGAAAUCCCGUGUUUGUGGAUUGUAAUGUAUGAAGUUGUAGCAAACAGCAAGUCCUCUAUGGAUGGGAGUAGAUUGUUCUGAGAUCAUCUUUUGUAGAAGUGUUGAUGGUAAAACAAUGUCCAGGACCACAGAUUAAAUAUGAGGACAGUUUUUUGGAAAACGACACUUUUCAACUGAAAUCUAACCCUGAGCCUAUUUUGCUCAGAUUGUGAACUUGACAACUUUUCCAUUUUUUUUUUAGCUUUCUUUCUUUAAAAAUUAAUUAUGCAGUUAUUGGGCACAUUUUACUAUGGAUUAUUUAUUGGAUUGGCUAGGAAAAGACGCAUAGAACUAUCAAACCUCGUCAAGCAGCACACAUGGACUUUGACAAAGAUUAACUCUUGCUGAAUAAAACAUGAUCUACCCACUGACUCCUGUAGAGAAGCUCUGUGCUGACAUCAGCAAGUCCAAAAUGUGCAACAGUGCUGAAGCUGGCCAUAAGAGAAUCGCUUUGUCGUCAGACCACAAUUAAUUGUGUCAAUGUGUUAUGAAAGAGGUCAAGAAUUCCUGUGAAACAUCAGGGACUCUUCUAAGGAACUGCUCUCUCUGCAGCUUCUGUGUUUAUUUAGUAACCUCAGGAAAACCACAGAAUAAGGAGUGGACAGAAUCACAAAAGAAAUUGAACCAUUUACAAGUGAAUCUCCGGUGACACGAUAAUGUGAAUCAUACUUAAUCUCUUUUGUAAUAUUCUAUGGAAGAUGUUUCAAAAGUAACAAAUUAUACCUUAGUAUUACCUACACAUUCUCCCUGCCAAGACAGGUUACAUUGAAGAUGUAAUUAACUUUAGCCAAAUGUGAAUCUAGUCGUCACCAUGUUACUGGAAACCUGGCUCAGACUUUCCACAAUAGACUUUUUUUGAUGAGAUCAUAUCUGUUUUUAGUGCUAAACCCCACAUAAACACAUGCAGUAGAACUCAUGCGAAAAUGCAACUGUCUGCUAACUGUGAGCAGAAGCCUAGUUUUCUGUGGAAGAUACCACAGGUGGUGGAGCUCCGGCUCUCAGCACAGCCAGCCAGUUUCACUUCCUCCUCAGCUUCCUGUCACAUCAACUGUACCUUCAAACAUGAACGCUGGCAUAAAUCAUGACCCAAUGACAUAUUCAAAUGCAAUCAUUAAGUUGACUGGGUUUCUAGGCUGGGUCUAGAUUUUGGGCUUGGGCUCCCUUUGUUAGAUUCCAACCUGCUGACUCUCACCCCCCAGACGUGUAACUCACUGGUGUGGUGCAGAAAUGAACACAGCAGCAGAAAUCUGUAAUGACUAGCAGCACUGACUGAAAAGGAGAGUAAAGGUCGUGGUUUUGCCUCUUACAUAAGAUCAGCUGAGAGAUGAAUACCUGGUGACCUGACUCACAGGAUUGUCAGUUUACUCACAAAUACAUAGAACAGCUUACUGACAAAUCAUGUCUAUACGAUGAUAUCUGUUAUCUAGUUCAUACUUUCAGUUUUAUUCUGAUCGUAAACCACAUCAAUCAUUCUCAUAUCUGUAGAUUCAGGAUUUGUCGGAUUUACAAUGGUACCUCGGUUUUCGAACUUAAUCCGUUCCGGACUCCGGAUCGAAUCCUAAAAAGUUCAAGUUCUGAUCGAAGUUUUCCCAUAAGAAAUAAUGGAAAACCAAUUAAUUGGUCCCCGGCCCCCCAAAAUUACAC
Paramormyrops kingsleyae is the source of this 2975-nucleotide messenger RNA. It is a transcript of the gene adora2b, whose product is annotated as adenosine A2b receptor. Gene Ontology annotation, biological process: vasodilation; adenylate cyclase-activating G protein-coupled receptor signaling pathway; G protein-coupled adenosine receptor signaling pathway. Gene Ontology annotation, molecular function: G protein-coupled adenosine receptor activity. Gene Ontology annotation, cellular component: plasma membrane. NCBI's taxonomy places the organism in Eukaryota, Metazoa, Chordata, Actinopteri, Osteoglossiformes, Mormyridae. The record is from RefSeq and is a predicted model, not a curated record.